Messenger RNA from Lactuca sativa (garden lettuce), 1059 nucleotides. Its product is annotated as mental retardation GTPase activating protein. The record is from RefSeq and is a predicted model, not a curated record. NCBI's taxonomy places the organism in Eukaryota, Viridiplantae, Streptophyta, Magnoliopsida, Asterales, Asteraceae.
CUUGCCAUUUCAAGCACAUUAACACCUUCAUUUCUUUUCUCCCAUGGCCAUGGAAACUCAAUCUUCUUUAAAUUCUCAAACAAAACAAGAUCAAAGCUUCAAAGAAGUUGGUGUCAAAGCCCGAAUGAUAAGCCGUGACAACACAAUCUCCAGACGCUUCUCGUCUUCACGGAUCACAAGCUUCAGGGAGGAGCAUGCAUCCUCCCCUGGCUACACCCUCAAAGAGGAGAUAGACCCGUCGACUUACUCGUUUACUAACGCGCUCAAAGCAUUACAAUUGAGGUCAAUAAACACAUGGGAGUACUUAUCACCAGAAGGGUUUGCUCUAAACUCGAAAUGGAAUGAAGCAGAAAGAUAUAUAUGUAAUCCACUUUCUGGUGAAGUCCCGGUUGAGUGUUUAUCUUCAAAAACACUCAUGAAUGGACGAUCUUUCAGAAACAUAGCCAAUAGAAUGACCAUGUCUGCACCUUUAAUCCACCAUUCUUCAAGAAUCUUGCCUCAUAAACUUGCAAAUAUUCACCCGAUUCAAGACGAAAAUGAGGCUAAAGACAAUAAGAUCGAAGAGAGGUUGAUGAUGAUGAUGAUGAAACGUGAUGUUGGAAUUCAAAGUAAUCUUGUUGAGAGUAGUACUGUGAGCCCGACUUCUACUCCUUCGAUUCAAGAAAGGUCGAUGAAAUUCAAUAUGAACUUAGAUUCGUCAAAUUCAAGCUCAAAGUCAGAAUCAGAAUCUAAAUCCAAUUCCAAUUCAAAUUUCAAAUUCAAGGAGGAAGAUGUGGGGGGAAAAGAAGAAACAAAAGAAGAUGAUGAGGAUGAAGUGAAGAGAUAUGGUUGCAUGUGCAAGCGAACGAGUGGGUGUUUCUCCUUCAAGAAUGUGUGGCCAACAAGAAAACAAUUAAACUAAUUUAUUACUGUAGUAAUUACAAGAGUAAUUAGUAGUUUUAAAAAAAAUAAAAUAAUGAUUUAUGUAUGAAAUAUGGUAUGGAUUAAGGUUUGAUCCAAGUCUUUCGAUUUUGCAAGGAUGAAAUCAAUAUAAGUAAUUAGUUUAAAGGCGUUUUUUAA